AUGGUCGGAGGCGUGCCCGCGCCUCGUAGGCAGUACAAUCCAUACUCCAACACGUACAAUUCGGGCUGGAGAGAUCACCCCAACUUCAACUAUGGGAAUAGGCCACAGAAUUCAUUCUCAAAUCGUCCACCGGGAUUUCAGCAACCAUGGCAACCCAAGCCUCAACCUUCGCCCUCCAAUUCAGGAGGCUCUUUGGAGGAUAUUGUCAAGAGUCUAGCCACGAGUACUACUCAACUCCAGCAAGAAACUAGGUUCUUGGUCACAAGCACUGCUCAGUUCCAACAGGAAACUAAAUUGGGCAUAAAAAAUCUGGAAACUCAAAUAAGCCACAUGGCAACUGCAAUUAAUCGCUUAGAGUCUCAAGUUUUAGAAAAAUUACCAUCACAACCCGAGGCGAAUCCGAAGAACAUGAGUGCCAUGACACUGAGGAGUGGCAAGGAAGUUGAGGGGUUGGCAAAGACAAAGAAGGCGGAGAAGGAAAAAGAGGUCCUGGACGUAUUCCGAAAAAUAGAGAUUAACAUCCCCUUAUUGGAGGCAAUUAAGCAGGUACCAAAGUACGCAAAAUUUCUCAAGGAUUUAUACACCGAUAAGAGGAAGUUGAGAGGGGACGAAAGAGUAGCGGUGGGAGAAAACGUAUUGGCUAUACUCCAAAGAAAGCUCUCACCCAAGUGUGGAGAUCCAGAUAUAUUCACGAUCCCAUGUAAAAUAGGAAACACACCGAUUAGGAAAGCAAUGUUGGAUUUAGGGGCGUCAAUCAACGUGAUGCCAAAAAUCAUUUAUGCUUCUCUAAAUCUUGGGCCAUUAAAAGAAACGGCCAUCAUAAUCCAACUAACUGACCGCACCAAUGCUUAUCCAGAGGAGCUAGUUGUGGAUGUCUUGAUUCAGGUAAAUGAGUUAGUUUUUCCAAUAGAUUUUUAUAUCCUGGAUAUGGGAGAUGAAAAGUCGUUAAAUCUGUUACCUAUUUUGUUAGGUAGACCGUUUCUUAGCACUGCUAGGACUAAAAUAGAUGUGAAUAAGGGUACUUUAUCAAUGGAAUUUGAUGGCAAAAUGGUAAAUUUCAAUAUUUUCGAGGCGAUGAAGUAUCCAGAAGAAUCUAACUCAGUCUUUGCUUUGAGUGUUAUUGAACCCAUUGUACAGGAAAUUUUUGAAUUGGAUGGUAAAGAUGCAUUGGAAGUGGCCUUGACCAAGCCUCUUGAAUUGGGUGUAGCUCUUAAUAUGGACAUGAGGGAUGAGUUGCAUCGUGCAGUAGAAGCAUUACACUCGCUUCCAACCGUUUCUCCAAGGUAUGAGCUUACUUCUCUUUUUGUGCCGAAAAUUCAGACAAAGUUGCUUCUUUCAGUCGUGCAGGCACCGGAGUUAGAGUUUAAGUUUCUCCCGAAGCAUCUAAAGUACGCAUUCCUGGGAGACCGGAAGACGCUUCUAUGA
This is a messenger RNA of Coffea eugenioides, 1425 nucleotides long. RefSeq lists its product as uncharacterized. The coding region runs from base 1 to 1425 and encodes 474 amino acids. The transcript is spliced from 2 exons. Lineage: Eukaryota; Viridiplantae; Streptophyta; Magnoliopsida; Gentianales; Rubiaceae. The record is from RefSeq and is a predicted model, not a curated record.